This is a messenger RNA of Plasmodium adleri (nom. inval.), 5325 nucleotides long. Its product is annotated as exoribonuclease II. Gene Ontology annotation, cellular component: exosome (RNase complex); P-body. Gene Ontology annotation, molecular function: 3'-5'-RNA exonuclease activity; RNA binding. The record is from RefSeq and is a predicted model, not a curated record. The coding region runs from base 1 to 5325 and encodes 1774 amino acids. NCBI's taxonomy places the organism in Eukaryota, Apicomplexa, Aconoidasida, Haemosporida, Plasmodiidae. The transcript has 2 exons. Gene Ontology annotation, biological process: mRNA catabolic process.
AUGUUUUUUUAUAAAAAUGUUCAAAGAUAUUGUUUUUAUAGAAGAAUAUAUGAAAAUAUACAAAUCAUAAGGACAUUACAAAUUAAAGAAAAAGCAAAUAAUAAUGUAGCGAAAAGAAGAGAGGGUUGGUGGGAUAAUAAUGUAAAUAAAAAUGAUAGAAAUAUGUGUAGGUCAAAGAAUUAUUUGUCGGGAUCUACUACUAGGGAUGAUAAUAUGAAGGAUGAUAAUAUGAGGGAUGAUAAUAUGAAGGAUUAUAAUAUGAAGGAUUAUAAUAUGAAGGAUUAUAAUAUGAAGGAUGAUAAUUUGAAGGAUUGUAGUUUAAAGGAUGAUAAUUUGAAGGAUGGUAGUUUAAAGGAUGAUAAUUUGAAGGAUAGAAAUAUAAAAAAUGAUAAUAUGAAAGAUAAUAAUAACAAUAAUAGUAUUAAUAAUAAUAUUAAGGAUAACGAUGAAAAAGAUUUCUAUAAACGCAUCUUUUCCGAGUUAAAAAAAUUAAAUGAUAAAGGUUCAAACAGAUAUGUCCCUGUAGAUGAAAAAAAUACAAACACUAUAACAAAUGAAGAUCAUUUAUCAAAUAAGAAUAGCAUAGAAAGUGAAAAGAUUAAUGGUAGUUUUUCCUCUAUACAUGAUGAAGGAAAUAAUAAAGAAAAAAUUAAAAAUGAGAACAUCUGCAUUGUUCCACAAAGUAUUCAAUCAAAUGAUGUGUAUAAUAUAUCGAAACAAAAAAAGGGACAAUAUAAAAAUAAUGACAAAAAUGAAAAAUAUUUAAAAGAAAAAAAUAAAUAUUUAGUAAGAAAGGAUAUAUACUUAAAAGUUAAAGAUGAACAUAUUAAUAAUAAAGAAUUAUUACUAAAAAAAGAAAUAUGUUAUAAAAAAGAUAUGAAUAAAAAUAAUAAAUUAAAAAUGAAAAACAAAACAAAGGAAAAGGAUGAGGAGAUAUUAAUUAGAAAAAAUGAUAAGGAUAAAAUAUCUCAAUUGGAUAUAAUAAAUAAAAAUAAGGGGACAAAAAAUGUGGAUAAUAAAAAAAAUUAUUUGAUAGUAAAAAAUGAAAAUAAUGUGAAAGGUGGCAGUGGCAUCGGGAGUAGUAAUAAUAACACAAAUUACUUAUUAAGUAAUAAAUAUAAUAAUAAUAAGGGACUUUUAAAUAAUGGAAAAAAUAUUAAUAAUUUUGAAGGAGAAGAAAAAGAUGAUAUUCUUAAUUCACCAACUUAUAAUUAUAAAAAUAAAGAUAUAUCAAAUAAAAUUAUAAAUUCAUCACAAAAUAUUUUUUUAUCAAAUGUCGAAAAGAAUAAUAUAUUUGUUGAGUAUGAAACGUACUGGGAUAAUGAAAAAAUAAAAGAAAUAUUAGAACUUCAAAAAGAUACAAGGAUAUUGAAAAAUUAUUUAUUUAAAGGUGUACUAUAUAUUUCACCCUUUGAUACAAAUAAAUGCUUUGUUAUUAGUAAAGAAACAGAUGGAUUAAUGAAAUGUAAACUUUAUCCUGUGUAUGGUUAUAUAAGUAGGAAUAGAGCUUUAAAUGAUGACGUAGUAUAUGCAUAUACAGAAAGAAGAACUAUCAAAAAUGAAAAUGUUUCAAAUAUGGAAAUUAAUAUAGCAAUGGAAAAAGAAAAAGAUGAAGAGAGAGACAAAAUAGACAAUGUAAAAAAUCAAUACAAUGAAAAAGAAGAAAAUAAUAAUGAAAAAAUUGAAGAAAAUGAAAAGGCUAAAUUUUGUAGAGUUGUUCAAAUUGUUGAAAGGAAAAAUGUUGAAGUGGUGGGUUCUUUAAAUUAUUUAAAUAUAAAGGAAAAAAUAAAUAAUAUAUUUGGAAAGAAAAGUAAAUAUAAUAAAAAUAAAAAAAAAAAUGAAAAUGAAAAUGAAAAUGAAAAUUGCCAUAUAGAAUUGGAAGAUAAUAAUAUGGAAAAUAAUCUAGUUGAUGAUAUUUUUAAAUGUAACAAUAAUGAUAAUAUAAAUAAUAAUAAUAAUAAUAUAUUACAUUCAUCCAAUAUAUUUUCCCAUAUGAAUAAAAAAAAUAAUUAUGUGUAUGCUAAAGUACAACCAACAGAUUCUAGAUUACCUUGUUUUAUUUAUGACUCUUCAAAUAAUAUUACAAAUAUACUAUUAAAUUAUAUAAGAAAAGAAAAAUUAAAUGUAUAUGUUAUUGUAAAAUUUAAAGAAUGGGAAAAAAAUCAAAUAAAUCCUACAGGAAAUAUAACUACCAUUUUAGGUAAUGAGAAUAAUUUUUUUGGUAUCAUAUAUUUAUUUUUAUACUUAUAUAAAAUUCAAUAUUAUAUUUAUAAAAUAACAGAUAUGAAUUAUUUGAAAUCCAAAAUUGUGAUCAGUGAUAAAAUUAUCAACUGCUUUAUUAAUCGUAAAAAUAAUAUGGAACAGUUAUUAUUAUUAAAUGGACAUAACAAAGAAAAUGAAUAUUCCAUGGAAGAAAUAAAUAAAAAAAUUGCUUAUUUAAAAAAUGUCCAAAAAAAGAAUAAAAUGUUAGAAAGAUAUAUGUUGAAAAGCUUUUUGAUGAAUAGACAAAUAAUUACAGAUCUUGAUAUAUUUACUAUAGAUCCAACAAAAGCUAAAGAUUUGGAUGAUGCAUUGUCUAUAGAAUUUAUAAAGGAUAAUAAGGAACACCAAGAAUUAAAAUAUAGAUACAAAAUAGGAAUACAUAUAUCAGAUGUAUCCUUUUUUGUUACACCUAAUUCGUAUUAUGAUAAUCUAGCUUCAAAAUUAUGCAACACUGUAUAUAUGGAUUUUACGGUCCUUCAUAUGCUGCCAUCCAUUUUAAGCGAAGAAAUAUGCUCAUUAAACACCAGAGGAGAAAAGCUAGCAUUUUCCAUUUUUUUCUACGUAGAUAAUAUAAGUAACCCAUAUAAUAUCACGACAAUGGAAUAUUCUGGUUAUGAGAACAAACCACAUUUUAUAGAAAUUAAAAAAACAUUGAUAAGAAGUAAAUAUAAAUUAAAUUAUGAUAUGGUUGAAGAUUAUAUUGAUGAUAUAUAUAUAAAUAUAAAGGAAAAGGAUAAAAAUAUUAACAGUAUUGAAGAGAUAAUAUUAAUUAAUGGGAAUUUAUCAUUAUCCUAUUUUAUAUCAAAUUUUUAUGAUAUAUGUAAGAAGUAUAAUAUAUCUGAAAAAAUUGGUGGUGAUAUAUUCAGAUUAUAUUUAUUAUCAAAAAUGUUGAAACAGAAAACGAAGAGGAAAAAUAUAUAUCAAAAAUAUUCUUUAUUAUUUUCUUUAAACAAUAAUAAAAAGUAUAACUUAGAAAAAAUACUUCCAUUAAGUAUAGAAGAAUUAAGUAAUAAAUAUAUAACAUCAAUAAGUAAUAUUAAUCAUAUUAGUAAUAAGGAUAAUAUGUAUAAAAGUUUUAAUGAAUUUUUAAUAGAAGAAGGUUAUUUUAAUUUAUUAGAACCUAUGAAUUUAGAGAACGUGGAUAUAGAAAUAUUAGAAUAUAAGAAGAAGAGUCAUAUGUUAAUUGAAGAAAUGAUGAUAGUUACAAAUUUUUUAGUAGCAAAUAUUAUAUCUAUUAAUAAUAUGUUAGGUAUAUUAAGAAUACAUGAAGAUACAUCUGAAGACAUAAAAAAAAAUUUAUUAAAAAUUAUAGAUUAUCAAACAUAUAAUAAAAUUAAUACAAUGAUAAAUAUCAAAAAUAAUAAUAUUAAUGAUAUUUUAUCAGUUAGUGAAAAAGUAUUGAACGAAAAUCAGUACUUAUGUUUACAAUAUAAUUUAUUAAAAUAUUAUAAAGAAGCUAUAUAUAUACCAACAUUAGAAGGACAAAACAAUACAACACAUUUUGGCCUUGUCCUCAACAAAUAUAUUCAUUUUACCUCACCAAUAAGAAGAUAUAUAGAUAUAGUAAUUCAUCGAAUAUUACAAAGUUUAAUUGAUAAGGAUAAUAUUAAGUAUUAUAAUUAUGAUAUGUUAAAAAAUAUAUGUGACCAAUGUAAUUAUCAAAAGAAAAAAUCAGACGAGGCACAAGUUCAUAUGAAAAAUUAUUUCUUAAAUAAAUAUUUAAUAUAUCUGAAUGGUAUAUAUAAAAAAGUAAUAGAAAAUCGUCAUAUGAAUGGUUAUAGUGUCGAUGGAAAUGAUGAAAAUAUAAUUAAUUCGAGAAAUAAUAAUAAUGAUGAGAUAAUUAUGAAGAAAAAUAAUAGUGAUGAGAAUAAUAUUGAGAUAAAUAAUAUUGACAUAUAUAAUAGUGAUCAGAAUAAUAUUGAUAUAAAUAAUAUUGAUCAGAAUAAUAUUCAGAUAAAUAAUAAUUAUAUCCAUUUGAAGGAAGAAAAUGAAAAAUUAUGUGAAUCUUCAAAUAAAAACAUACAAGGAACAGAUUACACAAGAUUAUCAACGUAUAAAGAAAUUUUAUAUAUGUCCAAAUAUAUGCCUAUUAAAAAAUAUUUUUAUUUAAACAAUGGUAUUAUAAGUUUCUUAACAGAAGCAUAUAUCCAAGAAAUAAUUAUUACCAAAAAUAUAAGAGAAAAUAUAUGCUUAAAUAUAAUGAAAGAAAAUUAUAUUUCUAUUAAUGAAAAUUAUAGUAAUGAAAUAAUUCCAUAUACUUGUUUUAUUUGUAAUGAUUAUCAAUAUAAAAAUAUAGAAAAAAAUUAUACUCGCAAUGAUAAUUUAAAUAAUGACAAUUCAUUAUUUAAUUCGCAAAUAGAUAAUAAUGAAAAUGAAACUAAUGUAGAAAUAUUAUUUAAAAAAUCUAUAAAUGAAAAUAAUAAAUUAAAAAAUGCUAUUGUAUUUUAUGUACCAAUAUUGGAGAUAGAGAAAUCUAUAAGUGAUAAUUUGUUAAGUCUAAAAUUCCACUUUUUAAUUAUUUCUUAUAAGGAAAAAAUAUAUAUUUACAAUAUAUUAAAAGGUGUAUUAUAUGAAAUAUGUAGUAAUAUUUUAUUGUGUAGAAAUGAAAAAAAUAAUAAUGAUAUAUAUGAUGAUGAAAUUAAUUCUGAACAUGAAUGUAAACAAAAUAAACAAUUGUAUGAUAUUUUUGAAAAGAUUAAACAUAUGCAAUUGGAUAUAAAAUAUAAAAUGGAAAAUAUUGAAAAUAAAAAAGAUUUUCAAAAUGUAUAUGAUGAUUUAUAUAUUCGUGAUGUACUUAUUGAAAAGAAUAAAAUAGAAAAAGAUGAAGAAAAUAAAUCGAAUAUAUUGACAAAUAAAAAAAAUACUACCAUUAAUAACAUAUCAAAUGAACAAAAUUAUAUAAAUAAUAAAGUGGAAAAUGUUGAAAGUGAAUAUUUAAAAUGUUUAAAUGAUAAAAGAUUAGAAUAUAAAUAUUAUAAUAAUUAUGAAAAAUUAAGUAGAUUUCAAAAAAAUAAAAUUUUUAUAAUACCGGGAAGUCAAAUGUGGACCUUACGUCUAAUUUGA